Molecule: messenger RNA, 1795 nt
Organism: Juglans microcarpa x Juglans regia
Lineage: Eukaryota; Viridiplantae; Streptophyta; Magnoliopsida; Fagales; Juglandaceae
Product: wall-associated receptor kinase 2-like
Exons: 3
Coding region: 16-1671 (551 amino acids)
Biological process (GO): cell surface receptor signaling pathway; protein phosphorylation
Cellular component (GO): plasma membrane
Molecular function (GO): protein serine/threonine kinase activity; calcium ion binding; ATP binding
Source: RefSeq, a predicted model, not a curated record
GACAGCAUCGACGACAUGGUUAACAAUUCUUGCUCUGGUAUAGGCUGUUGCCAGACUCAUAUUCCAGAUGGAAUAAAAGAUUUUAAUGUAAGGGCUAGGAGCCCUGAAAACCACUCCAAAGUGAGUGAAUUCAAUCCAUGUAGUUUCGCCUUUGUGGUGGAAGAAAAAGCAUACAAGUUUUUCACCUUAGAUCUUCAGAAUAUGCAGGAUAAACGUGCUUUUCCCUUGGUGCUAGAUUGGGCAGUUGGGAAGCAGACAUGCGAAGAUGCUAAGAAGAAUACUGCAGGAUACGCAUGUAAGGCAACUAAUAGUAAUUGUGUCAAUUCCAAAAACAGUCCUGGGUAUCUCUGCAACUGCUUCUCAAGCUAUCAAGGAAACCCAUAUCUCUUUGAUGGUUGCCAAGAUAUUGAUGAGUGUAAAACUCCAAAUCACGAGUGCGAUGAUAAUGCAUGCGUCAACCAUAUGGGGUCUUACAGCUGUUCUUGCCCCAUGGGGUACCAAGGAGAUGGGUGGAGAAAUGGAAGUAGUUGCACUCCCGUUAUUCCUAAACCAAGCAAUUCUAAGAAUAUCAUCAUUGCACUUUGUAUCAGCAUAAGUCUCUUAGUCUUGCUCUUGGGAGGUUCUUCUGUACUUUUGGGAUUGAAAAGAAGGAAGUUCAUGAAACUCCAAGAAAAGUACUUCCAACAAAAUGGUGGCUUAAUGUUACAAGAACAUAUUUUGAAUCAUGGAAGGUCCAUGGAGACAACGAAAAUCUUUAGUAAUGAUGAGCUUAAAAAGGCCACCAACAAUUAUGAUGAGAGUAGAGUCCUUGGCAAAGGGGGUUAUGGAACUGUUUACAAAGGAGUAUUACCCGAUAACAAAGAGGUUGCCAUAAAAAAGUCCAAAGUCUAUGAUAAGAGCCAAAUUGAACAAUUUAUAAAUGAGGUAAGUCGUGCUUCUCCUCUUUCAUCAGAGAAACAUUUGAAGAUAGCAACAGAAACAGCAAGAGCCCUUGCAUACCUACAUUUUGAAACUUCUAUGCCAAUUAUACAUAGAGAUGUGAAAAGCACUAAUAUACUAUUAGAUGAUAACCACACAGCAAAAGUGGCUGACUUUGGAGCUUCAAGGUUGAGGUUGAUAACUCUUGAUCAAACAGAAAUAACCACCUUGGUGCAAGGAACUCUUGGGUACUUAGACCCUGAAUACUUCCAAACUGGCCAACUAACGGAAAAAAGUGAUGUGUACAGCUUUGGUGUUGUGUUGGCAGAGCUGCUGACAGGUGAAGAGGCAAUUUCUACCAAUAGGCCUGAAACUUAUAAAAACCUAGCAAUGUAUUUUGUUUCUACAGUGAAAGAGGAUCGUCUACUUCACAUUCUUCAGGAUCACAUUGUCAAUGAGGGUAAUAUUGAGCCAUUAAAGGAAGUUGCUAAUCUUGCAAAAGGGUGCUUAAGGUUAAGAGGGGAGGAUAGGCCCACUAUGAUGGAAGUGGCAAUGGAGCUAGAAGGAUUGAGAAAUAUGGAAAAGCAUACAUGGGGAAAAGAUAAUCAAACCACAGAAGAAACAGAAUACUUGCUUAGUACACCUACACUCCCUUUUAACAUUGAUAUUGGCAUUGGUUCUUCUGCAAGUGCAGUUAGUGGACAUGAUAGCAUGAUAAACCAACUCUUGAAACCCCUACAUGAUGGUCGAUAAGUAGUUAAGUGCACAAUAAUUGACUUAUAUAAAUCAAUGAGAUCCAUUCAUGAACUUCUACAUUCCUAUUAAUGUUGUGUAAUAAUGUUGUAGACUCUACCACAGAUCAUUCAGUACAUUUUCU